This is a messenger RNA of Nothobranchius furzeri (turquoise killifish), 9744 nucleotides long. The record is from RefSeq and is a predicted model, not a curated record. Lineage: Eukaryota; Metazoa; Chordata; Actinopteri; Cyprinodontiformes; Nothobranchiidae.
UGUUAUUUGGUUUGACCCAGAGUGGCAACCGUGGGAGAGCUCCAUGUUGCGGCGCUGCGUGGCAGUGGGCACGGAUCUCAUCCACGGCUGAAACCCGGUGAAGGGCCCCGGUCAUUGGCACCUCCAGCAGAAGCCGCCGUGGGUCUCUGUCCGAUUCCGGGCACAGCUACCUGCUGCAGAGCCGCGCGUUUGCGCGAGAGCACCCGGGGGGGUCGCCACCUUGACUUCUUCCUGCGUUUCGGGCUAAAUGUGCUCGCUUUGAUAUCGGUGCGGUUAUUUCUAGAGUCCACUCGCUGUUUUCGGGGCAACUGCAAACGUGCUCGGGUGAUUUGGACGCACCGAGCAGCCGCACGGACCUGACGGCGCGCUGCGGCGGAACCGGAUCAUCAGAGGAACCGUGAAUGUGAUGUCAAAGCUGGGCAGAAAAAACAAAGGUUCGAGUAGAUAAGAGAACUGCUGUGCAUCUCUGCUGGAGAGGAACUGGUGAAAUGUAGCGCCUCGCCGCUCUCAAAGCUGAAUUUGUCUUCUCAAGAUUUUUCUGUAGUUGGCAUCUGCUGCAGUCAUGUUUAGAAACAGCUUGAAGAUGCUGCUGACGGGGGGGAAAGCCAACAGAAAGAGUCGCAGUAGUGAUGGAGGGAGCGACGACUUUACAGAUCCCCGCUCACCCAGUCUAGACCCACAUCUGAGCCACAUUGGUCAAGGUGGCAGCAUAGACAGCGACUGUGCCUUUGAGGGAGACUACGCUGUGCCCCUGCUCUCCAUGACCGAGGGCAUGCAGCACAUUCGCAUGAUGGAGGGCGUGUCUCGCUCUCUGCCCUCCUCCCCGCUGCUCACCCAUCAGAGCAUCGGUGUGAGACUGCAGCCGGUGAAGAAGCUCACAGCUCCGCUGCGGAAAGCAAAGUUUGUGGAGAGCCCUCGCCUUCCACAGUCGGAGCUUGGCUCCCCUACACACACCUCCACCACUGCCAAGAGCACAGACCUGGACACACACUGCCCUGGGGAGUCGAGCCGCGAGCUGGGGCCCCCGCCGUCGGUGGAUGAGGCAGCCAACACAUUGAUGACGCGGCUGGGUUUCCUUCUGGGAGACAAAGUGAGCGAGGGGCCAGCUGGUACGCAAUACAGCAUGGAGGAACCUGAGGCCAGACAGGGCCAGAACCAAAGGAUCAGCCCCUGCUCCACCCUGACCAGCAGCACUGCCUCUCCACCUGCAGGCAGCCCCUGCUCCACCCUCCCUACAGCCAUGCCUGGCCAGGCUGGAAACCAGGACUGCGCCUACGGUUCUGUCACCAGUCCCACCUCCACGCUGGAGAGCAGAGACAGUGGGAUUAUAGCCACUUUGACCAGCUACUCUGAGAACAUGGAGCGAGGAGGUAAAUACAGCGAGGGAUCGCGGCGAAACUUGAAGCUGUGGCAGUCUCAGAAAUCAGGCAUGGAUUCGUUCCUGUACAGGGUGGAUGAAAACAUGACCGCCUCCACCUACAGCCUAAACAAAAUCCCUGAGCGAAACCUGGAGAGCAUGUCCCCCCACUCUGCCCACUCCAUCCCCUUAUACCUCAUGCCCCGUCCCAACUCUGUGGCUGCCACAAGCUCAGCCCACCUGGAGGACCUGGCAUACCUGGAUGAGCAGAGGCACACUCCAUUACGCGCCUCGCUGCGCAUGCCAAGGCAGAGCACCACCUGCGGGCCGGGUCGCUCUGGGCAGGACCUGAGAGCUUUGGCAAAUAACUCCCAUGCCUGGCAAUCCCAGUCACUACGCUUUGCACCCUAUCGGCCUCAAGACAUCGCUCUCAAGCCCCUACUAUUCGAGGUGCCCAGCAUCACCAUGGACUCCAUCUUCACUGGACGAGAGUGGCUCUUUCAAGAGAUCGACGCUUACCUCAACAGCCCUAACUGCAGCACCAACCGCGGCGUCGUGAUCGUGGGAAACAUCGGCUUUGGCAAAACGGCGAUCAUCUCUCGGCUGGUGGCGCUGAGCUGCCACGGCACCCGCAUGAGGCAGAUUGCUUCAGACAGCCCUCAGGCUUCACCCAAACAUGGAGAGGGACUCCCUCUCACCCAACCACAGCCUACACAUGGCACCCUGGGAGGAGGCAGCUGUCCUGGAACCCCUGAGAUGAGGCGACGUCAGGAAGAGUCUAUGAGGAGGCUAGCAUCACAGGUGGUGGCCUACCAUUACUGCCAGGCAGAUAACGCCUACACUUGUUUGGUGCCGGAGUUUGUGCACAACGUGGCGGCUUUGUUGUGCCGCUCGCCACACCUGGUGGCCUACAGGGAGCAGCUGCUGAGGGAGCCACACCUGCAGAGCAUCCUGAGUCUGCGCUCCUGCGUCCAGGACCCCCUGUCUUCCUUCAGGAGGGGGGUCCUAGAGCCCCUGGAUGUGCUUUAUAAAGAGAGAAAGAUUAACUCAGAAGAAGACUUUAUUGUCCUCAUCGAUGGCCUCAAUGAGGCCGAGUUCCACAAGCCCGACUACGGAGACACCAUCGUGUCCUUCCUCACCAAAACCAUCAACAGGUUUCCUCCCUGGCUCAAACUGGUGGUCACCGUCAGAACCACGUUACAGGAGAUCACCAACGCGCUGCCGUUUCACCGCAUCUUCCUGGACGGUCUGGAGGAGAAUGACGCCAUAGACCAGGACCUGCAAGGCUACAUCCUGCACCGCAUCCACAGCAGCCCGGAGAUCCAGAACAACAUUUCGCUCAACGGCAAGAUGGACAACACCACCUUCGGCAAGCUCAGCGCCCACCUCAAGGCCCUGAGCCAGGGAUCCUACCUGUACCUCAAACUCACCUUUGACCUCAUCGAGAAGGGCUACCUGGUGUUGAAAAGUUCCAGUUACAAGGUGGUUCCAGUAAACCUGGCGGAGGUCUACCUGCUGCAGUGCAACAUGCGUUUCCCCACGCAGUCCUCGUUCGAGCGGGCGCUUCCUCUCCUCAACGUGGCUGUGGCAUCGCUCCAUCCGCUGACAGACGAGCAGAUUUAUCAGGCCAUCAACUCUGGCUCACUGCAGGGCACUCUGGACUGGGAGGACUUCCAGCAGCGCGUAGAUAACCUGUCAGUCUUCCUCGUGAGGAGGAGGGAUGGCACCAGGAUGUUUGUUCACCCCUCCUUCAGAGAGUGGCUGAUCUGGAGAGAAGAAGGAGAAAAGACAAAGUUCCUGUGUGAUCCAAGGAGCGGACACACCCUGCUGGCCUUCUGGUUCUCUCGGCUGGAGAACAAGCUGAACAGACAGCAGACAAUUGAGCUGGGCCACCACAUCCUCAAAGCACAUAUCUUCAAGGGUCUCAGUAAGAAAGUGGGAGUUUCCUCAUCUAUCCUGCAAGGCUUGUGGAUUUCUUACAGCACAGAAGGUCUCUCAGCUGCUCUGUCUUCACUCCGAAAUCUCUACACUCCCAACAUCAAGGUGAGCCGGCUCCUGAUGCUGGGCGGAGCCAAUGUGAACUACCGCACAGAGGUGCUGAACAACGCCCCCGUCCUGUGUGUCCACUCCCACCUGGGCUACAUGGACAUGGUGGCGCUGCUGCUGGAGUUUGGUGCCUUUGUGGACGCCCCAUCUGAGAGCGGCCUCACACCUCUGGGCUACGCUGCUGCUGGUGGGAAUAUGGCCAUCGUCACUGCCCUUUGUCGCAAGAGAGCUAAGGUGGACCAUUUGGAUAAGAACGGCCAGUGUGCCCUGGUGCACGCGGCCCUGAGGGGCCACAUGGAGGUGGUGAAGUAUCUGAUCCAGUGUGACUGGAACGUGGGAUCCCAGCAGCAGUCACCGCAGACGCAGCAACAGGCGGCCUUCACCAAAAGCCACGCGGUCCAGCAGGCGCUCAUCGCUGCAGCCAGCAUGGGAUACACAGAGAUUGUUUCCUACCUGCUGGAUUUGCCAGAGAAAGACGAAGAGGAGGUGGAGCGUGCUCAGAUCAAUAACUUUGACACCCUGUGGGGGGAGACAGCUCUGACAGCUGCUUCCGGUCGUGGGAAGCUGGAGGUUUGUCGCCUGUUGCUGGAGCAGGGCGCCGCCGUGGCUCAGCCCAACAGACGAGGCAUCGUUCCGCUCUUCAGUGCCGUCAGACACGGACACUGGCAGAUUGUGGACCUCUUGCUUACACAUGGAGCAGAUGUCAACCUGCCUGAUAAACAGGGUCGUACGCCUCUGAUGAUGGCAGCGUCAGAGGGACAUUUGGGAACGGUUGAGUUCCUGUUAGCACAAGGAGCCUCCCUGUCUCUGAUGGAUAAGGAAGGUCUGACUGCUCUGAGCUGGGCCUGUUUGAAGGGUCAUCUACCCGUGGUGCGCUACCUGGUGGAGAGCGGCGCCGCUACCGACCACGCUGACAAGAACGGACGCACGCCUCUCGACCUGGCUGCGUUCUACGGCGACUCUGAAGUGGUCCAGUUCUUGGUUGACCACGGCGCCAUGAUAGAGCACGUUGACUACAGUGGGAUGCGUCCCCUGGACCGAGCGGUGGGCUGCAGGAACACAUCGGUGGUGGUUGCUCUACUCAAGAAAGGAGCCAAGAUAGGAUGUCAGACGCUGCCCAGUCGGCCCCGAGAAGGGAAAGGUGAAGGAGGCUGCACAGCGUUACCAGUAUGCUCUCAAAAAGUUUCCACGCGAAGGCUUUAGCGAGGACCUCAAGACGUUCAGGGAACUCAAAGUGUCACUUUUUCUCAACUUGUCUCGAUGUCGGAGGAAAAUGAAUGACUUUGGGAUGGCUGAGGAAUUUGCUACCAAGGCUCUGGAACUAAAACCAAAAUCAUAUGAGGCGUAUUAUGCCAGGGCACGCGCCAAACGUAGCAGCAGACAAUUCCCUGAAGCCUUAGAGGACCUGAAUGAAGCCAUGCAGCUUUGCCCCAACAACAGAGAAAUCCAGCGGCUGCUCCAGAGGGUGGAGGAGGAAUGUCAUCAGCUCAACCAGGAUGAGCACCAGCAGCAGGACCUGGAGCUGGAGCCUCCACCCUCACCUCCUCCUACACCUCCCGCAGAAGAGGAGGAGUCCCUUUCGUUGUCCAUGCCUCUCCCUCCUCCCCCCGAGCCUCGUCUAGAGGACAUGGAGCCUGUCCAGGAUCUGUUUGAGGACGAGGACUACCUGGAGCAGGAGCUGGAGGCCAUGUCGAUGGCUCUGCCGCCUCCAGACUCUCUCACCAAUCCAUCCAGUCUUCCGAUAAUUCAGUCCCCUCCUCUCUCCCCCACACACCCAGAUCAGAUUUAUUUAGCAGGGGGUUCGCCCAUGGGACAGCCCUACGAAUACCUCCCUACCUCCUCCUCCAUGUCCUCCCCAACUCGGGGCUCGUAUCAGCCCACAUCACCAUCUCUUUCUCCAACUCAUCAAAACUCCCACUAUCGCCAUAGUCCACCUCACACCUCCCCAGUGCACCAGCCAUCCUACCGCUUCAGCCCCCCACCCAUGGGCACCGGGGGUCAGGGGAUGGACCACCAGAGCCCACCGCCUUCACCGUUACGUCGUGCUGCUCAGUACAGAUCCAGUCCACCGUUAGAAAGUGUGUGUUUGUACCGAUCCCAGUCAGGAUCACCUGUGCGCUACCAGACGGAGCAGCUCCCUGGCCGACCCAAAUCUCCGCUUUCUAAGAUGAGCAGCCAGCGUUCAUUCCAGCUGAACUCACAGCCUUCUUUAUCUUCCCAGCACCACCAAGCCCAAGGUCUUCGUCUCCAACCUUCUAUAGCCCAAAUAGUCCGCACAAACCAGCCUAGCAAUGUCAUGGGCAACAGUAGCUUUGGCAGCCAGAUGAGCCACUCCAUCGGUGGUCGCUUUCAGGGGGGGUCAAUAGACGUGGAGAGCCGCUUAGUGUACCAGCCGUCCCUGGACGGGCGAUCUAUGUCCCAGGUUCAGGCCAGCCUCAGCUCUGGGGCCCUCUGUCAGCACGGUGGCCGAGGAGGGGUUAUGGAGUCGAACCUGUUGAAAGAUGAGCUACCCCAGCGCCCCUCCUCUGCCUACCGCGCCAGCAGCGGGGGUCCGGGAGGCAUUCGUUACAGCCAGACACCUCAGAUAAGCCGCAGUCAGUCAGCCGCCUACUACCCAGUUUCUGAACACGUACUGGAGCGUGCCAACGCCAUGCCUCCCUGCCAGCUGGGCUCUCCUGAGAUCCCACAUAUGGUGAGACGCCCCGUGAGUGCUAAUACCACCGAGCUGAAACAGCAUGUACCCACCCCCAGGCCUCUCAUCCAUUCUCAGAGCGUAGGCCUGCGAUUCUCCCCCUCCAGCAACAACAUCUCAACUGGAUCCACUUCCAAUCUAGCUCCAGGUUUUAGGCCUUCCUCAUCCAUUCAGCAGAUGGAGAUCCCGCUGCAAGCCACAUAUGAGCGCACCUGUGAUGACAUCUCACCAAUCUCCCCCUCCCAGAGCGGUGGAGGACUGUAUCAGGGGGAGACAACCCGCUCUAGGAACACGCCUUUCAUGGGGAUCAUAGACAAGACAGCUCGGACUCAGCAGUACCUACAUCAACCAACGCGGCCCAGGCCCAUGACAUCUAUGGAUUCUGCUAUCAGCCCAACUUCGCCCGGCCAGCUGGUCCAGCAAGGCUCCACCUACAGCCCCCCAGCCUCUCUCGGUAAUAUCGCCUACUACAACAAGACCAACAAUGCUCAAAAUGGACACCUGCUGGAGGAGGACUAUUACUCCCAGACCCAGACCCCCUCGCUGGGCAAGCUGGCCAAUGGCUCUCGUGGCAGUGGUGAUAUUCUGGAGCGGGUCAGCCAGGUGCCCACCUAUCCUGAUGUAAAGGUGGCAAGGACUCUUCCUGUUGCGCAAGCUUACCAGGACAACAUGUACCGCCAGCUGUCACGUGACUCCCGGACCCAAGGCCCCACCUCCCCCAUCAAACCAAAGAGACCGUUUGUGGAGUCGAAUGUGUGAUGGCCCAGUUGUGAUUGGAUAGUUUGAUUAGGCAUGCUAGUGGAAGAGAGAGUGAAACGGUAUUUAUCUGAAGAGGCAAACAUGUGAUUUAUGUAUGUGGCAUUACCAAACUCAUCCAAAAGAACUCUUAAGAGACAACUCCAGUCAGGAAAACCACAAAUGACAUUCAGGCUGUUUGACGUGAUCUUAGGUGAAAGGGAUUGUUCCGUAAUCUGCACAAAGGCUGAACAACAGAAGGUUUCUGAUCUCAUUCUUAAUCAAAGACCAGUGCACUUCCAAAAUGUCAAGUGGCACAAAGUUACAUGCAGAUGGGACAGUAUGAGUGAGUGCGCUACUCAUCAGACUCAUCACGGACUCUUUCUUCAUCUUCUGUUCUUUCAAAAUGUGCUCUUAACCGAGGUUGCUACGUAGGCUAUUCAAAAAACUACAAUAUUAGCUGUUCGAUACUGUACAUUGCUCAGAAAAUACAAAUGGCUCAAACACAUAAAGAAAAUGACAAUAUUUAUAAUUAAGUUAUAUAUUGUACAUAGAAAAGGAAGCAUAGUUUGCAUUUAUUCUGUUAACCCUGCUACUGUGUCACACUGCUAGUCAUGUGGAAAUGGAAAAUCAGCCAGUGUGAAGCAUGAGGGACAAGGGCAGACUUUGACUGACACAAUUACCUCUGAUUCAUAGAAAUAGAAGGAUUUCUUGUCCUGUAAUGCAAGAAAUUGCAUUAACCUGCAGAUUAUUUUUGUUUAAUGAUUAAUUUUUGUUAAAAUGGCUAAACACGAUCAGAUACAUACACUUUCAUUUAUAUUUCUCAUCUGUAAUGUUUUCAAAUGACCUGUUUUGUUUUGACCUUAAGAUCUGCAAAGCAAAAAUAGCUUAUGUGUUUGAAGAAAAAUCAUUCUUAUUACAAAUGUUCAUUAAAUGCAAAAUGUAAGUAGACCAAAGUCUUCCUCAGAUUUUUUUAAGUAUCAACAUUUUUUUAUUUAAUAUAAACCUACCUAUAAAACCUAUAAUCAAUUUGUCCAACAGCAACAUUACAAGAUAGCUGAGGUUCAAAUAUAAGAUUAUUUUUCAUUGGAGCUAUGGGUUAAGUUACAUUAUAUGACAUAUUUAAUUAUAUGUAUAUAUUUAUGUAUACAUAUACGGAGAGAAAAUGUGAUCGAUAGAUGCCUUUACAAGAAAUAUCUAUAAAAACAACUUUAAAAAUAAUCUGAUCUAGCGUAAACAUCUUUUUCCUGUUAGAAAUGUUGCGCAAUUUCUAUUAAAAUCCAAAGACACUAAGUCAGUAUUGGACAACCUCACAAUGCAAAGAUGUCGUUCACCUUUUGGAACAUUGUUUAAAAUGUUAGAGCUCAAAAUUACAUUUUAAACCUUUCAGUUUGUGUCUGAUAAAACAUUUUGUGCUUGUUAGAGUACCGACUGCUCAACACAGUGUUAACUAAUAUUAUUAUUCAUAAGGGGUUCUAGUUUUGCCGAAGGCACCAAAAAAGGUCCUAAGGGCAAUAAAAUUGUCCCUGUAGGAUAUAAAAAAUGUCCUUUGUGUGACACGGAUUAUUGAUGACUAAAAAAUGUUGUUGCAGGUGUCAAAGUUUGUCUCUGUCCCUCCUUCGAGCUGGUGACGGGUUAGUACUCAGCAGCUACAAGCAAGCAAAUGCAUCCCUCCCUGGUAAACAUCUCCUCUCCUCCCCCAUUUUUUUUGUUCUGCAUCUUUUUAAUUUGACCCUUUCUGCACCAACGGUACCCGCUACAUUCUCAACUAAGAGUGCACUUUAUCUUCUUGGUUGUUCGCUGAAUUUGGAAGAAAUGUGUGUGCAUGUGUGUGUGUGUAUCGGGUCAGCUCUCUGAUCAGUUGGAUCCAGACUAUCAUAGAAACCAUUAUUGUAUUUGCAAUGUGGUGAUGAAUGAGGUGAAACUGAUGUUUUUAAACCGGCGAUGAUGUAAAAACUUUCUAGCACAAGCUGUAAAUAUUGGUUUAGAUAUUCCACUCCGUCCAGCUCAGAUUGUUGAGUGUGUCUGUUCUGAAAGGCCGGUCAUAUUUCAUGUAAUAAAUGCACACACACGUGUGUGUGUGUGUGUAUAUAUAUAUAUAUAUAUAUAUAUAUAUAUAUAUAUAUAUAUAUAUACACACACACACACACACACACACACAGUAUAUAUAUAUGUUCAAAUCAACCUCUCUAGAAAAUACGACUAAAUUAGUGCAACAAAAGUAAAUAAUAAACUACAAAGACUGGUAUUAUAGUAUCCAAAAGCUCCAUGUUUGGAGUUUGUGUCAUAGUGGUGUGAAAUAAUGAGAAUAUUCAAGUUAAUUGUAAAUGUGGGAGAGGUUAUAGACUAUUUGUCUGAAACGGUUUUAUUUUGGAUGUCAGAUGAAGAAUAUCUACGAACAGCUGCCUCCUGUUUAUCCUGUUUCACCUGCUACCAGAGAGAUGCUGUACGUUACAAAAAAUAAUGAAGGUAGAAACUGUAUCAUACUUCAUUUAAACUGGACUUUUUCAGUUGUGGGAGUGUCUGGUUUCCAGCUGUACUUGUAUAUUAGUUUGCUGUAAAUAGUCUGAUGCAUGUUCUAUUCUUUCAAACCUGUAUAGCAGUGUCACUGGUGUGUGACGGUGUUGGGAUAAGGAUAAGGAGACUACUGACAUACCUGAACUAUCCUUACCAUUUUCCUUCAACCCCACCAGACAAAAAGGUUAUUUUAUUUUACUUUAUUUUAAUGUAUUUGCUUGCUGAGCAGAGUUCUCUUGUCUGUAAAUGUGAGCUUUCGAAUCGCUGUGAUAAAAAGUUUCAUUAAAAACGAUAAAAAAGAAUGUGUUUUUAUCUCAUGAUAAGUGAUUGUAAUCUGUACAGCCGAACCUAUGUACUGGAAAAAAAGAACAUAUUUAUAAAUGGUUAUAAACUGAAA